GUCAUCGCCACCGGCCUCGGGGACCUGCCUCACGGAAGUGGCUCGCGCGUCCAAGAGGGGAGGCCUGGUGUGGGGACGCUCAGGUGCCGGCGUGGGGCCCCCUCGGAGGCUGUGAAUCUUUUGGACCCCCGAAUGUAAAUGGGAGAUGGUAGGGGCCGGUCCGGGGGCGAGAGGUGUCUGGCUGGGGAACGUUGACCCACACCAGGUCCCGUACAGGAACGGAGACUCCCUAGGACCGUGAGAGCCAGCUUCGUAAUUCUCUUGCUCUUCAAACCUGAGAGUAGGGUGUUGCUCCGUUACCUUCCAUUCGUGUGCAGGAGAGAGUUAAGUAAAUCAAUAAAGAAGGUAUCAGCAAGUGAGAAAUGCCCCCCAAAGACCGGAUGAGAGAGUACCCAGAGAAGGAGAAGCCAGCAAAGGAGACGACACAGACAAGACCUCAGAGAUCAAAGGAAGAGGCCCCUUAAUAUCCUGGAAUAAUGGGACCCAUCCCCGUAAUCAGUGAAUCUCAUCCACCCGCUUGCCAGCUUCUACCCGCAGCAAGUAGAAGCUAAGUCCUGGCUCAAAUCUCUUCCCUCCCUCCCUCUCCCAGCUGUCAGUGCUUUUGGACUUGUGCUCAGAUACAAUCCCUGCCCUUCAGGAAUUCAGACUCAGAGAAGAAAAAACAGAGUGAAAGAAAUGCAGAACUAUCUGCUGGCCAUGAUAGAAGCAAGGAAAAGGUUGCUUUGGAAAAGCUUAAUAGCAAGUAGGUGUCUGUUUGAUGGUGUGGGGUGGCUAGCAGAAAGGAGACAUUGUAGGCAGAGGAAGACUCAGCCAAGACAGACAGAAGUAUGACAUGGCAAGGCACCUUAGAGCAGUAGCUCCCAAACUUCAGAGUCCACAUCACAGUUUUUGCUGUUUACCUAUAUUUUAAACUAGCUUAAAAAGUUUUCUAAUUCAUUUCUUUAAAGGAAGCUGUAUAUCACAUAAAAUCUAAAUCACUCAAAAUUAUGGGUUUGAUGGGCUUUUCUAAUAUACAGUUUGUAUUGUAUAUCUAAGAUCACCUCCCCAACCAAUCUUUGGGACACUUGGCAUUAGGGGACACAUCUCUUAACUAUGACCAGAGGCCACAACACACUGGCAGCAACAUCUGUCAGCCUUUUCUUAGUGGCACAGGCCUGCACAUCACAGAGGCUUGGAAAUGAUCCUCACCUCCACACAUGUAUAUCCCUGUGUUAUAACAGGGCGUGAUUUUUAAGAAAAGAGACCAGCUUCUAGUCCCAUUUCUUUCCAGGCACACCUCAUAUCUUCUGUCUUUCUUCAUUCUGGGAUUUGGGGGUUAGGGAGAUGAAAAGGAGUAAAGAAUUGGAAGAAAUGUCGGUCUCAGAAUAAAGAUUAUAGAAGGUUAACUUUUAAAAAUCUACAUGGAUAGACUUCGUGACCAGCUGAGACCGCAGUUGAAUUGUGGUCCUCUAAACUACUGAAUAUUCCUGAUGUAUUGCUGGUGAAGUAGUAUUUGAAGCUUUUCAUCAGUUGGCUCAUUCUUUACUCAAGAAUAAACCUCAAGAAACGUCAUCAGGGUCAGAAUGACAACGGCAACACGACAAGAAGUCCUUGGCCUCUACCGCAGCAUUUUCAGGCUUGCGAGGAAAUGGCAGGCGACAUCAGGGCAGAUGGAAGACACCAUCAAAGAAAAACAGUACAUACUAAAUGAAGCCAGAACGCUGUUCCGGAAAAACAAAAAUGUCUCAAGCCAGCCACUCACGGACACAGACCUAAUUAAACAGUGUAUAGAUGAAUGCACAGCCAGGAUUGAAAUUGGACUGCAUUACAAGAUUCCUUACCCAAGGCCAAUUCAUCUGCCUCCAAUGGGCCUUACCCCACUCCGAGGCCGGGGACUUCGAAGCCAAGAGAAACUGAGGAAACUUUCCAAACCAGUAUAUCUCAGAUCUCAUGAUGAAGUUUCCUAAUCUAGAGGAAAGUUUAUUUCUGCAAAUGAUGAGCCAACUAGUUAUUGAAUGUAAACCAGAUGGCAAAACACUUCUUGAUUAGGGGCAAAAAUUCAAAUGUCUUCUUAAAACCUCCACAAUUGAUUCUCCCCCUGUGAUGUAAACUUAGAUAUCCCUAGAGUUUCUCAGCAUCUUUCUUCCUGAGUGGAUGGCAUUAUCCCUAGAGGUCAUGGACCUUACAUCCUCACUGCAGUCACCUUUGGAAACAAGACCGAGGCCUGUAGAAGGAAAGCGGAAGGAUGUAAGAGCUGUUCAUGGGAAUUCCAUUCACCACACAUGCCAGCUGAUGCAAAGAAAUUUGCCAGUCACUGGAAGUUACUGUGGCUACUAUAAAACUAUGUACCACUCUCAGAAUAUUCUUAGGCUUUUUUUUUUUCAAGUUAUAGAUUUGCUUAAAGUGAGGUUUUUUGGUGUGUGCUUUUUUGUUGUCUUUUGACCCUUCCAGUUUCCAGACAAACUUGUCUUAAAAAGUGCAUCAUUGGAUUGACCAUGGUUUUUCAUGAAAUUUUAUGAGAUUUCUGCCUUAACAAAAUGCAUAUAUUCCUUAUCUUAAAGCCUGUCAUUACUUAGGAUGCACUUAUAGGAUCUGAAAAGCUCACUUUAAACUCAUACUACAUUCGUUACGAGUAUUUUACGUUAACAUAAUUGAAAAGUACAAGGUCCAAGCUGGCUUUCAAAUUAUGUCUAAACAGAAAUGGGACAAAUAGACUUGAAAAUAGAAGGGAUUUAUUCCACCCCUGCAAGGGUAGAGUCAGGUGAGAGUCCCUUGGUGAGUCAUUUGUACAUCAGUGUCAUUUCUUCUUAACCUCUGAAGAAGAUGGGCAUCAGAAAUAAAGACAAAGCACUAUCAA
Messenger RNA from Homo sapiens (human), 2836 nucleotides. RefSeq names its product LYR motif containing 1 (gene LYRM1). Gene Ontology annotation, cellular component: mitochondrion; nucleus. Bases 1563 to 1946 code for a protein of 127 amino acids. The transcript has 8 exons. The record is from RefSeq and is a predicted model, not a curated record. NCBI's taxonomy places the organism in Eukaryota, Metazoa, Chordata, Mammalia, Primates, Hominidae.